GUUGCUCCUCGUCUGAGCCACCCAAUCUCGCCGCCCGAGGCGAUCCCAACAAUAUGAAUUUCACCAAAUUGGAUGAAAUCGAGCUGUUGGCAGCUUUCGACGCUCAUGUUCACCUGAGAGAUGGACCCAUGUCACAACUGGUCACACCAACUAUUCGCAAUGGGGGGGUGAAUCAAGUAUAUGUUAUGCCUAACUUGGUGCCGCCGAUUACGACAAUUCAGCAAUGUCUUGAGUACCGCGACCGCCUGAAAGCUGUCGAGCCUAAUGUGGACUACCUCAUGUCUCUCUAUCUUCAUGAAUCAAUCACUCCGGAGGUGAUUCGGGAUGCAAAGAAAGCCGGUGUCAUGGGCGUGAAAUCCUACCCAGCAGGCGUGACAACUAAUUCAUCAUCUGGCGUCGUGGACUACGAAGCCUUCUACCCUGUCUUCGCGGAAAUGGAGAAACAAGACAUGAUCCUCAAUCUACACGGCGAAGUCCCUUCGACCCCUCCGCACGCACACUCUUCCACUACCAAGGAUUCAACUGCCAUCACCAUUCUCAACGCCGAACCCGCUUUCAUACCUACUUUCAAAACACUCCAUUCAAAGUUCCCCAAGCUCCGCAUCAUCCUCGAACACUGCAGCACCUCGGCCGCCCUCGCCGCCGUUCAGUCCUGUGGCCCUCAGGUCGCGGGAACUAUUACGGCACAUCAUCUCUCCCUCAUCAUCGACGACUGGGCCGGUGAUCCUUUCUGUUUCUGCAAACCGGUUGCUAAAACCCCGGAGGAUCGUGAUGCGCUCUUACGCGCUGUGGUCAACGGGAAUGAAAGGUUCUUUCUGGGUACGGAUAGCGCACCGCAUGAUUCCAAGAAGAAACGGGGCGAGGAUAAGAUCGCGGCAGGUGUGUUUUCACAGCCUUAUGCUAUUGGGUAUGUGCUCGAUGCGUUGGAGAAGGGGGUUGAAAGGGGAGUGAUCAAGGAACAGGAAGUUACUAAGGUGGUCCUGGAAGGGUUCUUGGGAGCAUGGGGAAGGAAGUUCUAUGGGGUGGAGGAUUCCAAGGGGGAGCGGAUAGUGCUGCGAAGAGGCGCGGAGGAAGUUGUGAAUGUGUUAAGGAAAAAAGAGGUAGACGUUGAGGUUGUGCCAUUUCGGCGGGGAGAGAAGACAUGGAGUGUCACGUGGAAAUAAGCUCCAAAAGGAUCAACAACG
This is a messenger RNA of Lindgomyces ingoldianus, 1184 nucleotides long. RefSeq names its product Dihydroorotase. Bases 54 to 1163 code for a protein of 369 amino acids. Gene Ontology annotation, molecular function: dihydroorotase activity. The record is from RefSeq and is a predicted model, not a curated record. NCBI's taxonomy places the organism in Eukaryota, Fungi, Ascomycota, Dothideomycetes, Pleosporales, Lindgomycetaceae. The transcript has 3 exons. Gene Ontology annotation, cellular component: cytoplasm. Gene Ontology annotation, biological process: pyrimidine nucleotide biosynthetic process; 'de novo' pyrimidine nucleobase biosynthetic process.